CAACCCGUGAUGAACAAGUUGAAAGCUAUUUGCUGUCCUACAACUGGCUGGUUGCCGACCUCAGAAGCAGGAGAAAUGAUGUCCCUCGUUCUGCAGUAACUGGUCACACGCUCCACGUUUAUACUCUGAUUAAAAGGAUGGUCAUUCAUUAUCCAAGUAUACGCGCCAUCUUUAAUUCCAUCCUUGAGAAUGACGAUGGCGGUUGCGAAGACAGAGUUAACGUCUGCAGUUUCAUGAAACUCCAGUCUUUUUGCGAGAAAAACUACGUCUUCAUGGCCAACCACUGCCCAAAAACCUGUGGACUGUGUAAGCUGCUCGAAGGGGUCCGAGCUGUCAAGAAGGAGGAGAAGAGGACGCAGUUACCAAAUACCAAUGACCUGAAGGGAAUUUUGUCGGGUAUGGGAAGACUCCAGAGGGCUUACAAUAUAUCGAUCGCCCUCAUGAGGACAGGGGUCAUUCACAGGUUCCACACCUCAGUUAAACUAUCGGCAUGGGACUGUCUGCAGAUAGCGUAUCAGCUGUAUGAAGAGGGUAUCCUAAGUUACACUUUGCUGUGGUUUGACGAAAUAUUGAAUGCGUUUAACGACACUGAGACCCUGACCUUGGCUCAGGAGAAAAGAAGCGUCAUUGCAAACAAGCACGACAAAUUCUGGGAAGAAGACGAAAAGCAUUUCCCAAACCUGUUGGCCAAGGACCCUCAUCAGAAUCCAGUACCUAGUAAUUUCUAUCAGUACUGCAUGAAAUCUAGAGAAAAAAGACCCGUGAUAGCUGAGGAAGGACUCCAGUGCUAUCUAACUACCAAGGGGAACCCAUACCUCCUCUUGCAGCCACUGAAACAAGAAACCUUCGGAACAGACCCUGAAAUGGUUGUGUUCUAUGAUGUUAUCAACGAUUCUGAAAUAGAAACUUUGAAACGACUGGGAAAGAAUGUUCUCAAAAGAGAUAGUAAUAAUAAUAGGAGGACAGAGCAUAUCGUCCUGCACAAUGUCACUCACCCUGUGAUCGACAACAUCGAGAGAAGAGCAGAAAUGUUUUCGGGCCUAUUAUUUCACAGUAAAGUCAGGAACCCAGACGACAUAGAUCCUGAACCUCUGAAGGUUCGAAAUUACGGCGCUUGUGGUGACUUUGGUAUCCAUACCGACACGUACUACAUUCACAAAGGCGAGGAUGGGGCGAACAAAAAUAACCCAAAGCCAGAACGCCUUGCCACGGUUUUAUUCUACUUGAAUGAUGUCUUGGAAGGUGGGAGUACAGUAUUCCAUGAAUGUGGCGUUGUAGUCAACCCAAAAAAGGGCAGUGCUCUUUUAUUCUAUAACGUUAAGAAGAACGGCGAUUUCGAACAGCGCUCUCUGCAUGGCAGCUGUCCUCUCACCGUUGGCAAUAAAUGGGUGGCUAUGAAAUGGUUCAGUGACAAGUACAAUUUCCUCACCCGGCAAUGCUCGACCAAUUCACUCGAGUGAAGAGAAUGAAGAGCAACAAACCUUUGGGGGCGGAGGCCCUAUUGGAUAGACAACUUCAGCGUCUCAGUAAUGCAAACGAACCUACGGACAUACAGUAGCCAAAACAAAUCACGAAACGCCAAUGAUAGACGAAAAUACACACACACACACACACACACACAUAUAUAUAUAUAUAUAUUAUAUGAUAUAUAUAUUAUAUAUAUUAUCAUAUAUUGCUACUUUCAAAACGCAUAUAUCCCCUCUUAGACUGUAUAAAAUGUUAUGUAGAGUUUAGCAACAUUUUUUCAGAUUCCUAAAUAGCUUAGAAUUAGGAUGUUUAAAAUGUGUGUUCAGUUUUCUGAAUAACAUAAUUUAAAAAGAAUAUAUACGUAGUAGAAAAAGAGAGAGAGAUUAUCUUUGUCUGUUUGAAGCCAGAGUUGUUUUUCAAAAUCUGUCAACACAUUUGAUUUGAGACCUCAAGGUCUUCGCUGUGUUUUGGGAAUUCUGUCAUCACGUCUGAUAGGGACAUUUGCUCGAUUUCUGUCUUGAUCGGGUACGUGUCUUUGUUGAGCUGGUACUUACAUGAAUGUAUACUUGUUUUGUACGUGUAUUUCGUUGCCGAAAACCACGUGCAGAUUUCACAGUUUGUCUGUAAAGUUGCGUCACUUUUCGAAGCUUCUAGAAAGAAUUAUUGCCCAAAACGUUUUGUGCCAGAUCCACUGCCCAGCUCUUUUGCAAAAUGAAAGAUUCAUUCAGGCUAAAAUCCUCAAAGCGUUCACAUUUCUCUCUCUCUCUCUCUCUCUGCCUCACCGUAAUUGAUAUUAACGUGAUGUAAAAUGGUUACUCGUAAUUUGUAGAUUUCAGAUUUGAUAUUUCUUAAAGUUUAUUUAGUAUUAUUUUGUGUUUUUAUGGAAUCUGAAAAAACAUUGUGUGUAACGGCGCCUGUUUUUGUGAGUGUGAAACAAGCUGCAGCAAAGAAAGAAAAUUGGUAUACCAAGAAGGUGAAGUGUCUUAUAUUUUUCUUAUUUGCAACUAAUCGUUGCACAUUUAAUUGAAUUUAACACUUGUGAAUUAAUUUGCAUUUACUUAGAAUUCUUUUCAAGUUUUAUUGUUGUUUAGCACUUGUGAAUUAAUUUCCAAAUUUUAAGUAUUGCCUAACACUUUUGAAUUUUGAUUGACUUAAUUUUCUUGAAUUUUGUGAUAAAUUAACUUUGAUUUAAUUUUACUUAAUUGACUCAAGAAUUAAUUUAACUUUGCUUUGUUUUCAAGUAACAGUA
Messenger RNA from Macrobrachium nipponense, 2716 nucleotides. Its product is annotated as prolyl 4-hydroxylase subunit alpha-1-like. Gene Ontology annotation, biological process: peptidyl-proline hydroxylation to 4-hydroxy-L-proline. Gene Ontology annotation, cellular component: endoplasmic reticulum. Gene Ontology annotation, molecular function: protein binding; iron ion binding; procollagen-proline 4-dioxygenase activity. The transcript has 12 exons. The record is from RefSeq and is a predicted model, not a curated record. Lineage: Eukaryota; Metazoa; Arthropoda; Malacostraca; Decapoda; Palaemonidae. Bases 138 to 1460 code for a protein of 440 amino acids.